Molecule: messenger RNA, 1326 nt
Organism: Carya illinoinensis
Lineage: Eukaryota; Viridiplantae; Streptophyta; Magnoliopsida; Fagales; Juglandaceae
Product: D-aminoacyl-tRNA deacylase
Exons: 10
Coding region: 103-1056 (317 amino acids)
Biological process (GO): D-amino acid catabolic process
Molecular function (GO): D-aminoacyl-tRNA deacylase activity
Source: RefSeq, a predicted model, not a curated record
GUCUUAUACAGUAAAGCACUCUGCCGAAAUCGUAGAACAUUGAAAGAGAACAGAAACGAAAAAGCACACUAAUUUCCGGCGGGCGGGCGAGAGAGAAGAAUAAUGGUGACACUGGUGGUGGCGACGACGACGGACCCUGCGUCCUUGAACCCGGCCAACGCGCUCCUAGCCAUGGCCGGCUGGCACCCUGGUCCCUCUUUCCAGGAGGGUUUCAAGAGCUUUGCUAACGAAGGAGUGAGGGUAUUGCUACAUGACAAGGGCAUAGUGGAAGAGGAUCAAUUGGACCAGCGAUGGGAGGAAGUCACCGGCGAGCCCGUUCAUGAAGUCAUUUUCUUCAGCAAACACACAGCCGUUUCCAACCGCCCCGCCCUCACCGUUCACCCCAUCGGGGUACCCCACUUGAGGGAAGAAGAAAUUCCGCCUCAGGGCGGUAAGCCUGGAUGGGCGGCGCCACCCAAUCCUCGGAUCGGCCCUUGGCUGAGGCUCUUGAAGAACAUUGCUCGUUCUCAUAAUUUGGUUCCCGAGUUUGAGAUUACUUUGGAGGGUACUCAUCAUGGACCGGUGACUCAUAAGCCAACUAUGUUCAUAGAGAUUGGUAGUACGGAAGAAUACUGGAAGAGGCAAGAUGCAGCUCAUGUUAUUGCUCUAUUAGUUUGGGAAGGACUUGGUCUUGGAGGAGGAGCUGCUGUGGGAAACUGGAGCAGGGAGAACGAUAAGAAGAAAGUCCUUCUUGGGAUAGGUGGUGGACAUUAUGCACCUCGGCAUAUGGACAUAGUUCUGAAAGAUGGUAUUUGGGUGGGCCACCUACUUUCUGGAUAUUCCUUGCCGAUGGAAGAUCCCAGCCUGUCAAAAGUAGAAGAACAUGCAAAAGAGAUUGGAGGGACUUGGAAGGAGUCAAUCAAAGCUGCAUUUGAGGCUACAAGAUUGGCUUUCCCUGGUGGGGAAAUUCUUGCACACCUUGAUCAAAAGAGUUUCAAGGGCUGGCAGAAGAAUGCUAUAACAGCGUUCCUAGGGGAGCAGAACAUAUCAAUUGGCAAACCAAAUGACUUCAACUGAUUUUUGGAAGGACAUCAUUAUAUUGUGGACACAACUUUUUCAGACGACAUUAUUGAUAAAUUGUGACAGUUUAUUAUAGUUAUAUAAAGUUACAUCCUAUAGGAUUAGCUACAGUUGGAAGCAUUUAGUGAAAUUUCUUGCCAAAGGCCAUUACUUUUGCCUGAUGAAAGAUGUGGAAUGAUCUGAAUCACGAAUUCUUCUUGUAGAUGAACAUGUGAUCGUGAGUGAUAAUCUGCAAAUGCUUGGCACUUGAGAAAUUUUAUUUUCCUA